AUGGACGGCGCCGUAAGCGAGCUCGAGCCGGCCAAGGGUCUCCGGGUCCAUUUUGUGCCCACCCGAAAGUACCAGAGCGUCAAGGCCGGCUCGAAAGGCGGCUACACGGCCGUCUUUGGCAACGUCGAGUACAUGCACGACAAAGCGUACGUGCAGGCCAACGGCGAGGAGCGGUGGUAUUGGCGGUGUAUUCGCAAGUUCUGCAAGGCUCGCCUGGUCACAAGUACCGAAGGGGUGAUCCUGAGCUGCCGCAACGAGCACACGCACUGUGAGAUGGCCAAGAAACAGCCGGAACCAAUCAACGUGCCCGCCCAACCUCAAAACCACUUCGCCAACAACCCGGCGAUGAUGAUGAUGAUGGGCGACCACCCGGACCUGUUCCAACAGCACUUCAUGCCGCACUUCCCGAACUCGAUGCCCCCAUUCGACCAGUUCGACGUGAAGCCCGAGAUCAACCGGCUGGCCUUCCCGGUCGGGCACCAGGUUCAACCUCAGCAAGCCGGGCCAAGUGGGCACUCGCCGUCGACCAGCUACGAUAUGCCGCUGGCGGAUAUGCUACUCAACUACUGUGAUGCCGCCAAGCAACAGCCUGCCAAUGGGCAGCAAAAGUAUGGGCUGACGGAUCGGCUGCUCGGCAGCAUCAAGGACAUCCAGGGCACCAUCGCCUCCGCCAUCAAGUACGAGCCGCCCGAGGAGGAGGAGGGAGGCACCCUCAAGCUCUCCUCGCUCGCCACCAACGCCGACGACGAGGACGACGCCGAGAUGAAGAGCCUGGAGCGCGAGCAGCGACUCUCACUCCUCAACCAGAUGCAGAUGGACAAGGUCGAGCUGAAGAAGAAGCAGCUGGAGAAGGCGUUCAAGAGCGACUGCGAGACGUUCAAGAUCGUCACGCUGAAGCUGCUCGGCAAGGACGCCGACCUGGAGAAGCCCCUACGGAUUGCGCUUAUGGAGGUGAUGACCGACCUCGAGAAGCAGCUGCUCGAAAAGCUCGACGCGUUCAUCGCCACCGUC
Molecule: messenger RNA, 1011 nt
Organism: Mesorhabditis spiculigera
Lineage: Eukaryota; Metazoa; Nematoda; Chromadorea; Rhabditida; Rhabditidae
Source: the annotation of a GenBank genome assembly